Aspergillus ruber CBS 135680 is the source of this 3960-nucleotide messenger RNA. RefSeq names its product nucleoporin Nup120/160. Gene Ontology annotation, molecular function: structural constituent of nuclear pore. Gene Ontology annotation, cellular component: nuclear pore. The transcript has 3 exons. Lineage: Eukaryota; Fungi; Ascomycota; Eurotiomycetes; Eurotiales; Aspergillaceae. The record is from RefSeq and is a predicted model, not a curated record. The coding region runs from base 1 to 3960 and encodes 1319 amino acids.
AUGGCGAGAAUCUACAAAGACACCCGGGUCGAUCUGCGGCCGUACUCGUCGACCACCGUCGUCAACAUCCUGAUCCCAACCCAGGGGAGCGCGCAACGCCGGGCCCGAUUCUCGCUUUCUGCUUUAACAGAUAAUAACCUGCCAGUAGCGAAGGACGACGAAGAAUUCACAAAACGCCAUCUCGCGACCCAGGGAUCCCUCUACUUUCGGAAACGCAAGCUCUACCCCCGGUCGUUCCUGUGGAGGGUGAUCAACGACAACAGAGUCCUAGAACUUCACUGCGUCGACCUGACCAAGGCCGGAAUCGAGCACCAUGAAUAUAAUGUCACGUUGCGCCUGGAUUUUCAGGAGGAGAUCCUCCCGUGCGGUGUCGAGUUCGCGGAUUUGGAGGAGCAUGAGGCGUUGAACGUGUUUGUUCUUACGGCGUCGAAGCAGCUACAUACCUUGACGCUGCGACCUGAAUUCUUCCGCAGGGUGUCUGCGAUUGAUGAUAACGUGUCAGAGUGGUGCAAGACAUGUGUUCCGGCUCCGCUGGCGUUUUCGUAUCCCCAUCGGCUUCAUGCUAGCAGUCCGUUGGAGCUAUUUGUUUCCCUUGACAAUGGGUCGCUUCUGCGGUUGACCAGGAGGUCUGGUGAUGACGGCUCGAACUGGUCACCUCUUACUUUCGACGAACGAACCUGGGGCUCCUCGAUCCGGGGCCUUGUCCGCUGGCAUGUGCCACCGCCGGUUAAAUACAGAGGUCGCAAUCUCGAUCAGAAUGUCCCCAAUGCGAUUGCCACUACAUCCGACCAGACAUAUGUUUUUGUUGUCUGUCUGAACCACACAUUGAAGAUAUGGAACCUUGCCACGAAUAAACUUGUCGCUUCGAAGGACCUCUUGAAUCGCCAAGUACAACAGAAUGAUGCCAAUUUCUUAUCCCUGAACCCCUCCGAGUCGUCGUUCAUCCGCGUGUUUAAUGCCGAGAGAGCAUUGGAUGGUGAAUACCGUUAUUUCGUGGUCACAUAUUCGCCUUUCGAGGAUGGACGCUUCAAGUUCUGGGCCGUUAAGGGGGGUCUUACAUCACAGUUAGUUAUCGAGGAUUUAUACCCGGAUGCGCCCCUUAGGCCAAUGGACCCAGAUAUGACAGGGAACAUGUUGUUCUGGAACAUUGCCGACUUCCAAAUCAAGCCCGCGGAAGCAGGAAAGGGCAUGGAGCUGUGGGUUCUCUGGAAGAACAACAGUUUGUGUCAGCUGUACACACUACACUUCAACUUUGACACUUUGGAGAGGGACUGGUAUACAAAUUGGGUGUCGACAGCUAUGGAGUCACGCAGACAGGAGGCACCACCGGUGUCGGUCUCCUCCGAUGUCGUUGAUCCGACCGAGAAGUGGUUGAAGUACCUCUUGCAGCCUAACAGGUUUACUCCAGAGGUGCUUGAGACUGCUCUGGCCAUCUAUAACGAAGCACUCAGACCGCUCGCAUCAACGUCUAGCAACUUUAAGAAGAACGCAUCUCUCCCAGAGAGACUCUGUACCGCAGUCGCGGGAACAGUGUCUCUCCGAAAAUAUGCAGAUGACCACAUGGACUUCACGAGAUACCCCACAGAUACAGACACCAAAUGGCGGCAGUUCUGGCAGACCGCCGAAGACAUUAAUAGGCGGAGGUUCGAGCCUGUUUCUAUUGCCUACGACACCUAUUCCGAAACUCCAUGGCUGCUUCUUUCUGAUAGUUGCGCUGUGAUCCGGGAAUGCAGUUCUACGGAGCUACUCCUGCACAAUACCGGCGCUGAACUCCGUACGGAAGGAACCAAGAUCGUGGACCGCUGGUCGCACAGGGAUUUGGGAUCGGAAGUGGGUGACCUGUUCGAACAAGCGUCUCACUUGAUGAAGGUUGCUUCGGGCUUCAGGAAGCGGUUCCCAGCUGAACUUGAAGCGGCUUGUUGGGAUGCUAUCGAGGCGGAAAUCUUCACUGAGCCAUCCUCAUCUAUCCCAGACCGAUUGGACGUCUUCCGGGAACGCUGUGACUUUGGGGAGCGGGUUUCCAAUAAGAUUUUCGACGGUUUGUUCGCUGCUAUGAAUGAGCAUCUGAGUAUCGAUAAUCUGCCGAGUGAGGUCUUUUACGCAAUUCUCGACACAAUCCCGCUCGGACCUGGCAAGGACUCUGACCUUCUCGCCACACAUUUCGGGGUCAGGGCUACGGUAAACGGUGUCCAGGAGAUGAUUUUGCAAACGCGCCAACUUCUCGUUGACUUGCUUGUCCUUGUUGUUUUCUUAGACGGCGAGGUGGACCAGGAGGAGGGAUCGACUUUUGACGCGGCUGAUUUGUUCUCUACCAUCAUUCCUCUGCUCAGGGAGUACGAGAUGAUGCACUGGCUUAGCUCGAAUGUCCGCAAGAGCAGUGGCAAGCCGACAAGUGAUGCAACUGAUGGAUCAGGCUCGCCAUUUUCCUUAAAGAAGGACACAAGCUCUAACAAGGACGAGAGAGUGGUGACUAUUCUUGAGGAUCUAUUUGCUUCUAAUAUCAAGCCACGCCAGGCAAUUGGGCGAUCCCAGAGUUAUACCUUGACCCUUGGGAUCCGAGAUGUCCUCUCCUGGGUUACGCGUCAAGGAGAGGUUGCUUACCCAAAUGCGUUAGUCUACAUUCAGUGCGAUCUUAUUGCGAAGAAGAACAUUGAUCUCGCGUGGGACUUCUUACGAUUCCAAGUAACCACGUCUUGGGCGACCUACGUUAAGGGCCGGCUGUACGUGGUCAUGUCGGAAUAUGAUACUGCAGCUUUGUAUUUCCGAAAAGCUGCUUAUCUUCUUUCUUGUGGAAAGCCCCUGGGCAACCUGCACGAGAUGUCGUCGACACUUCUCGAUAUUGUCUCGGUGGACUGCUUCCACAACGGUCUCCCCAAAUACUUCCAGCACGUUCUCUCGAUAUUCGAGCAAGUGCGGUCAUUCUCGCACGUUGCCGACUUUGCCAGUCUUGCUUUGCAAACAUUAGAGAGCGAACUCAGCGAGCAAGAUCCAGAGUACAACGUCCUACGAACCGAUCUCUUGUCCCGCCUCUUCCACGCAUCAUUAAAGACCUGCCGCCACGACGAAGCAUACUCCGCACUCACCCGAUACAAAGACGUCGCUUUGCAACGAUCUGCCCUCAACUCCCUCAUUACCACCAUCCUCACCGCAUCGGGACCAGGAAGCACAGGUCUCAAGCAAAUCCUCCACUUCCCCACCUCCCUCGUCCCCAACCUCGCAUCCUACGUCGAUGAGACUCUCGUCUCGCUCGCCAAGAAACAAUCUUCUUUCAACUCCUUCCUGGAAACCGAAAACAACAAAUGGGCUGACUCUACGCCCGAUUUCCAACGAAUCCUCCAAGCCUACCGCAUCGCGCGGGCCGACUACCGCGGCGCAGCCGAAAUCGCAUACCGAAACGUCCAACGCCUGCGACAAGCACGCGACAACCCCUCAUCCCACCUAGCCCUCGCCAAGGCCAAAGAUGCCGACGACCAAAAGUCAAUGGUCGAAGAGGACGACCCAGAGAGCCAAGAAAUCCGCCACGAACUCCUCUCCCUAAUCAACCUCCUCGCCUGCGUCGACAAGAGCGAGUCUUACAUCCUUGUCGAGCGUGAAAACCCCUCUUCCACCCAGUACACGGGCCCAGAUUACAGACCCCGCAAUAUACAAGCGCAAGCAGUCGAUGACGAUGGCAAUGUCUCUAUGGAUGAUAUUGACACGGAAUCGCCUACAGUCCGCCGCACAAGCUCCAACGCAAGUCGUCCGUCUUCAUCAUCCGUCCAGGGCCACAGCCAGAGUUACGCACAGAACCAGAACCAGAAACCGCAGAAACGGGUGAUUGUUACGCUGGACCAUUUACGGCGUGAGUACCAGGGUGAGUUGGAUCGGGUUAGUAGGAUCGAGCGUGGGGAUUGGGAGUUUGGUGCAUUGGAAGAGGAGGACGAAGAUGUUGAUGGGGAUGAGACGAUGAUUAUUUCGUGA